AUGGCAGCGGCCGGCCAGGAGGACUACGCGUACCUCUACGAGGACCCCUCUCACCCCGCCGACUUCCUGGAGGCGUUCCGGACGUUUUACCUGGACGGGCUGUUCACCGAUAUCACCCUGCAGUGUGCCUCGGGAGUCAUCUUCCAUUGCCACAGAGCCGCCUUAGCAGCUUGCAGCAAUUAUUUUAAAGCCAUGUUCACAGCCGAUAUGAAAGAGAAAUCUAAAAACCAGAUCAGACUUCCCGGGCUCAGCCAUGCGGUACUGGAAGCUCUCGUUAAUUAUGCAUACACAUCGCAGAUCCAGAUAACAAAGAGAAAUGUCCAAAGUCUGCUCCAGGCAGCAGACCUCCUCCAGUUCCUGUCAGUAAAGAAAGCCUGUGAACAGUUUCUGGUGAGGCAUUUAGAUACUGACAACUGUAUAGGGAUGCACUCUUUUGCCGAGUAUCAUAAUUGCUCGGAGCUAGAGAAAGAGUCCAGGAGAAUAUUGUUAUGGCAGUUUGAAGAAGUGUGGACUCAGGAAGAGUUUCUGGAUAUUGGCAAGGAGAAGCUCUCAUAUAUUCUCUCCAGAGAUAAUCUCAAUGUUUGGAAAGAAGAGGCAGUCAUCGAAGCUGUCGUUAAGUGGAUUGCUCACAAUGUGGAAGAAAGACUGGAAGACAUCUAUGAACUGCUGAGCUGCGUCAGGGUAGACUUAGAUAACGUGUAUUUGAGGUCAGUUUUAAGCCUACAAAAAAAAUGCCGACUUAGUGAUACUAAGAUAAGGUCACUCAUAUACAAUGCCCUGAACCUCAGUCCCAAAAGUCUUUCCAGAAGACCUACAGCAGCCAUGUAUGUGAUUGGAGGAUAUUACUGGCAUCCCUUAUCAGAAGUGCAUGUCUGGGAUCCAUUAGCAAACACAUGGGUUCAGGGAACAGAGAUGCCGGAUCAUACCAGAGAGUGUUACGGGGUCACUAGCUUGGGAUCAGAUAUAUAUGUGACAGGAGGUUAUAGAACGGAGAGCAUCGAAGCCCUUGACACCGUGUGGAUAUAUAAUAGUGAGAGAGAUGAGUGGACAGAAGGCUGCCCCAUGCUUGAUGCAAGGUAUUACCACUGCACUGUUUCCUUGGAUGGCUGCAUCUAUGCGUUGGGUGGAUACCAAAAGGGAGCGCCAGUGCAAGAAGCUGAGUUCUAUGACCCUUUAAAAAAGAAAUGGCUUCCUAUUGCAAACAUGAUCAAAGGUGUUGGGAAUGCCACUGCCUGUGUCCUGCAUGACGUCAUCUACGUAACUGGGGGUCACUAUGGAUACAGGGGAAGCUGCACCUAUGAUAAAGUCCAGAGAUACCAUUCAGGUAGCAAUGAGUGGAGUAUAGUGACCACGAGUCCGCAUCCAGAAUAUGGAUUGUGCUCAGUUACAUUACAAAACAAGAUCUAUUUUGUGGGUGGACAGACCACGAUCACGGACUGCUAUGAUCCAGAGCAAAAUGAGUGGAAGCAGAUGGCUCACAUGAUGGAGAGAAGAAUGGAGUGUGGCACAGUGGUUAUGAAUGGAUGUAUUUAUGUAACAGGAGGAUACUCCUAUUCAAAAGGAACAUAUCUGCAGAGUAUUGAGAAAUACAACCCUGAACAGAAUACAUGGGAAGCAGUAGGGAAUCUUCCCAGCGCUAUGCGGUCACACGGCUGUGUCUGUGUGUAUAAUGUGUAAACAUUUAAUUCUCAUGUUGCUGUUACAGAAAACAGCAGAUGCAGUAUCCAUAACAGUACUGAAUGGCUCAUGAAUGAGAUGUCUAAUAUGGUGUCUUAAUGCACAUAAUUGUAAACACUAGGUAUAAUUUGUCUUUGUUUUAAACUGUUCAAAAAUACCAAUGUGGUAACAAGAUUUCCAUAUAUUUUUCAGUCCAGUCAUUCUUUUUCAUGAAAGUUUUCAAAUGACUUUCUUGUAAUACUUUGUGCAGCUGGAUAGGAGCUACUGUGAAAACCAGAUCUGUGUUCAUUCAUCACUGCGUGGAACUAUGAUCUGGUGCUAAGGUGAGUAAAGCCAAACAAAAUACUUUGCAUUUCUAUGGACUGCUGAGCUUAGGAUGAAAUCUUUGAUACUUCAAAAGUAGCCAUAGGAGUGGUUCAUUGCCACAAGCUAAGUGUGUGGUACGUACAGAGCAGUAUUAUGUGGGUAGCUGGGUUAUCACAUCCAGCAAUCAGGCAGUUAUAGGAUGCCUCUAAUCCUACCUACAGAUGCCAGAGUGGAGAAGAGCACAGGCUGGGAAUGAGGGAAGAAAUGUCAUACAGUAGCCCCAGAGCACAAGCUGAAAGUGUGCAUUAGUUUUCGGGGAAAACAGUGCUCUGCAUUUCAAGGAAGUUUGAGGAAAAUGCUCACUUUGCCCUUCUCACACUGGCAGGGCCUGUGAGAAAUUGAAGACUCUGCAUGGCUUUGCAGUGGACUCUUGGGCUGAUGCACAGGUAUUGGGGAUUCCUCCCAUCCCCCAAAAAAGCCUUACCAUGGUAACUUUUUUUUAGUCAAAGUUAAGAUGUGUCUUUUUAUGGACUGAAAGGAGGAAAUGAGAGAGACUGGGUAGUUGCUAACAUUACCCGGUU
Melopsittacus undulatus (budgerigar) is the source of this 2564-nucleotide messenger RNA. It is a transcript of the gene KLHL23, whose product is annotated as kelch like family member 23. The record is from RefSeq and is a predicted model, not a curated record. Gene Ontology annotation, molecular function: protein binding. The coding region runs from base 1 to 1677 and encodes 558 amino acids. NCBI's taxonomy places the organism in Eukaryota, Metazoa, Chordata, Aves, Psittaciformes, Psittaculidae. The transcript has 3 exons.